UUUGGCACAACGUGCCAUGUUUCUGUGACUCUGUCCACUGGUUGCUCUUGUCUCUAUAUAAAAAAGUUCCUCUUCCAAUUUCUUCAAAUCAAAACAGUUUACUUCAACAAGUUGCCUUGUGAUCUUGUCUCUGCAAAAACAUGACUGGUCUCUCCAAUGGCCACGCUUCUUCCUUCUUCAAGAUGCCCCCAAUCAAAUUCACCAAGCUCUUCAUCAAUGGAGAAUUUGUUGAUUCCCUUUCAGGAAGGGAGUUCGAAACAAUAGAUCCGAGAACCGAAGAAGUGAUUGCGACAAUAGCAGAGGGAGCAAAAGAAGACAUUGAUGCUGCUGUGAAGGCGGCACGUGUCGCUUUCGACCAUGGUCCAUGGCCUCGCAUGCCCGGCGCUGAAAGAGCAAAAAUUAUGAUGAAAUGGGCAAACCUUAUUGAUGAGAACAUAGAAGAAAUAGCAGCAUUAGAUGCCAUUGAUGGAGGAAAGUUGUACAAUUGGUGCAAGGCUGUUGACAUUCCUGCGGCAGCAGAUACCAUACGUUACUAUGCUGGUGCUGCUGAUAAAAUUCAUGGAGAGGUCUUAAAACCCUCUAGAGAGUUGCAUGCGUAUACUUUAAUGGAACCAAUUGGUGUUGUGGGACACAUUAUUCCUUGGAAUUUCCCAAGUACUAUGUUUGUUGCCAAGGUUGGUCCUUCCUUGGCUGCUGGUUGCACUAUGGUCCUCAAGCCUGCUGAACAAACACCUCUCUCAGCUUUGUUUUAUGCUCAUUUGGCUAAGCUGGCUGGAAUUCCAGAUGGAGUACUCAAUGUGGUACCUGGAUUUGGCCCAACUGCAGGUGCUGCAAUAAGCUCACACAUGGACAUUGAUAAGGUCAGCUUUACUGGUUCGACAGAAGUAGGACGUGAAAUAAUGCGUGCUGCAGCUAGUAGCAAUUUGAAACCAGUUUCACUUGAAUUAGGAGGCAAAUCACCCCUUUUAGUUUUUGAUGAUGCUGAUGUAGAUAAAGCUGCUGAGCUUGCUCUAUUGGGUAUCGUAUUUAAUAAGGGAGAAAUAUGUGUUGCUGGUUCCCGUGUGUUAGUUCAGGAAGGAAUCUACGAUGAAUUUGAGAAGAAGUUGGUGGAGAAAGCAAAAGCUUGGGUGGUUGGGGAUCCUUUUAAUCCUAACUCUCAACAAGGGCCUCAGGUUGAUAAAAAGCAAUUUGAGAAGAUACUUUCCUAUGUUGAGCACGGAAAGAGAGAAGGUGCCACCCUUUUGACAGGAGGUAAAAGAGUGGGUCACAAGGGUUACUACAUUGAGCCCACAAUUUUCUCUAAUGUGAAGGAGGACAUGCUUAUAGUACAGGAUGAAAUAUUUGGCCCUGUCAUGGCACUAAUGAAGUUUAAGAAUAUUGAGGAUGCAAUUAAGAGUGCCAACAAUACAAGAUAUGGCCUAGCAGCAGGCAUUGUGACCAAGAGCUUGGAUACAGCAAACACAGUGUCAAGGUCCAUUCGUGCAGGCAUUGUUUGGAUCAAUUGCUACUUUGCCUUUGGCAAUGACAUUCCUUAUGGAGGGUACAAAAUGAGUGGAUUUGAAAGAGAUUUUGGAUUGGAAGCUCUACAUAAGUAUCUACAAGUUAAAUCUGUUGUAACUCCUAUUUACAAUUCUCCCUGGCUUUGAAAAUUUUCUGUGGGUUGUGUGUGUAUGAACAAUAAUAGUGAGUGAUAUAGGUGCUUUUACAUAUAUACUUCAUUAAAGCAAUAAAAUUGGAGCAUUUUAUAUUACAU
Messenger RNA from Abrus precatorius (Indian licorice), 1753 nucleotides. Its product is annotated as aldehyde dehydrogenase family 2 member C4-like. The transcript has 9 exons. The coding region runs from base 141 to 1646 and encodes 501 amino acids. NCBI's taxonomy places the organism in Eukaryota, Viridiplantae, Streptophyta, Magnoliopsida, Fabales, Fabaceae. The record is from RefSeq and is a predicted model, not a curated record. Gene Ontology annotation, molecular function: aldehyde dehydrogenase (NAD+) activity.